AUGACGACACCUAACGUUCUCGCGUUCGAGCCUGACGGUCGCCCCAUAGAGUUCGCUGUGUGGUUAGACGACCUCCAACUGUUCCUUCUGACUGAUGCCAAAGAGGGCGUUUCACUGUUCGAUUACGUGUCUGGCACUGCCGUUGCUCCUGCUGCCGAUGCUCCUGCUCUCGAACGCUCGCAGUGGCAGACUCGCGAUGCUGCUGCACGCCUAGCUAUUAGGAACCAUCUGCCGAUUACUGAGCGCGCGCAUUUCAGCCAGCACAAAACUGCCAAGACGCUGUACGACGCUGUAGUUGCGCGCUACUCCUCCCCGGCAACUGCAGUUAUAGGUCGGCUCAUGCUACCCUACCUGUUCCCCGACCUCUCCUCGUUCACCACUGCUGACGACCUCAUUUCCCACCUGCGCGCUACUGACACUCGCUUUCGUGCCGCCCUUUCAGCCGAGGACCACUUCCUAGCGCUAGACCCCCCCACUCUCACUGUCGACGACUUCGAGACGCACCUCCUUGCAGCAGAGAAGACCAUCCUCGCUGUAGGUGCUGCUCGUGGCACUCCUCGCUCUCCCCUCUUUGAGGGGUGCUCCCCCUCCCCUUUCACCCCCUCCUACGCCUCCGCAGCUGCUGCUCACGACUACCUUGGUGCUGAGGAGGUCGGGGCUGCUUCCGCUCCUAGUGGGAAGCGUCGCAGCGGCAGGGGCGGCAAGGGUGGCAGGGGAGGUGGGGGUGGCGGUGGAGGUGGCGGUGGAGGUGGCGGCGGGGGAGGCGGAGGUGGUGGAGGAGGUCGUGGGGGUGGAGGUGGUGGAGGUGGUGGUGGUGGCAGCGGAGGCACUGGGGGCGGUGGAGGUGGCAGCAGCGGCGGUGGGGGCGGAGGGAGCGGUGGUGGCAGUGGUGGUCAGGGUCAGCAGCAGUCGCAGCAGCAGCAGCAGCAGCAGCAGCAGCGUCAGCGCCAGACCCCCACUUCCCAGCAGCUUCUUGACUGGUAG
Messenger RNA from Closterium sp. Naga37s-1, 984 nucleotides. NCBI's taxonomy places the organism in Eukaryota, Viridiplantae, Streptophyta, Zygnematophyceae, Desmidiales, Closteriaceae. The record is from the annotation of a GenBank genome assembly.